GUUCCUCAUCGCACAAAUACUUGGCACUGUAUCCAUUCAUCUUCGUUCAUCGGGACGUAUUAUGCGAAUAUUUUACGACGUUCUUACAUUACCGUGGUCAAUUUCUUGCCUGAUACAACUAUUAAUUUGUUUUUCCAUUAUUUCAAGUCCCUGUUUUCCAUCUAAUAUUACACAAAUGGCCUUAGUUCCGUACGACCCCUCAUCAAUCGUCUUAUCUUCUUUCCAAGCCAAAGAAAGGAGCUUCGAAUUUGCGGGAAGAACUUUGACUGUCUUCCAAAAUUGGGAUAAAAUUGGCGUUGCAGCGGUCGUUUGGGAUGCAGCAAUUGUCCUUGGGCGAUAUUUAGAGAAGAAAGCCCCAGAACUUCAAGGAAAGAAAGUAAUCGAGCUCGGAGCUGGGACGGGUGUUGCAGGAAUUGUAGCAAGUUUCCUAGGGGGCAAAGUGACCAUAACAGAUCGUAAAAUGGCUAUAAAUAUUACGAGAAUGAACGUCGAGGGAAAUUUAGGUGACAACCAGAGGACUGUUGAGAUAAAAGAACUAGAAUGGGGACAAAAUGUGACAUCGUUUUCACCACCUUUCGAAUAUAUUUUAGGUGCAGACAUAGUUUACAUCGAAGAGACUUUUCCUGCUCUUUUGAAAACUCUUCUAGACCUUUGUGACGGAAAUUCUGUGGUCUUACUGUCAUGUAAAAUACGUUAUGACAGAGAUGUGCGGUUUUUAGAACUUCUGUCGAAACACUUUCAUUAUAAAAUUGUUCUAUAUGAUGAGGAAUUAGACAUAAAGGUUUAUAAAGCCAGAAAGAUCAGCUGAAUAACGUUGUAACUUCAAAAAUCUCAACAAGAAUCUUUAGUGGUACUGGAUUCAAUUUGGGAUGAGCAUCUGUUCAAACUUAAGCCAAAGUCAGAACUAUAUACCCCACUCCAUAUUUUGCAGAAUGGUGUGCAUUUGAAAGGUGAAACGUUGGAAUGAAAAUUUCAUCAGCUUUUGCAUAAAUAAAUAAUAGUAAAUGUCA
Stylophora pistillata is the source of this 1010-nucleotide messenger RNA. RefSeq names its product protein N-lysine methyltransferase METTL21A. Gene Ontology annotation, cellular component: protein-containing complex; cytosol. The record is from RefSeq and is a predicted model, not a curated record. Lineage: Eukaryota; Metazoa; Cnidaria; Anthozoa; Scleractinia; Pocilloporidae.